Molecule: messenger RNA, 189 nt
Organism: Lottia gigantea (owl limpet)
Lineage: Eukaryota; Metazoa; Mollusca; Gastropoda; Lottiidae
Exons: 2
Molecular function (GO): RNA binding
Source: RefSeq, a predicted model, not a curated record
GGGAAGUUAUUUGUUGGUGGACUGGCACUAGAAAUAACUGAAGAAAGAUUAGAGAAAGCUUUUGGAAAAUACGGACGCAUUACAGAAGCUAUCAUAAUCAGGGACAAGGUCCACCACCAGUCGAGAGGGUUUGGUUUUGUGACGUAUGAAAAUCCUCAGGAUUCAUUUGAUGCUUUAAAAGGACUGGAU